AUGUCGUCACCUCGGAGGAGAGUUCAGGUCUCGUCUGCCUCGUUAGGGGAUAAGCAACCCCUGCCCAAGAAAGGUCCUCCGUCGCCCUUCUAUCUCCCUCUGGACAUAGCUUUCUACAUCUGUCUGAUCUCGAAUGGCAUAGCGGCAUUUUUGGCGCCGAUACAGGAUUGCGAUGAGGUCUUCAAUUUUUGGGAGCCAGCGCAUUACCUGAACCAGGGUUACGGCCUUCAGACAUGGGAAUACUCUCCGGUUUAUUCGAUCCGGAGCUGGCUCUAUGUGGUCCUUCAUGCGAGUGUGGGGAAGGUUGCGUCCCUCGUCCUAAGCAGCAAAAGUUCGCAAUUUUACGCCAUCCGAUUUGUCCUGGCUUUCGUUUGCGCCGCAUGUGAGACACGACUAUACUCGGCCCUUUGCCGGAUACUUCGCCCACGGAUCGGUCUAUUAUUCCUCAUGGUUGUCGCAUGCAGUCCGGGCAUGUUUCACGCAUCGGCCGCAUUCUUGCCCUCGAGCUUCACCAUGUACAUGUCCAUGCUGGGCCUGACGGCUUUUCUGGAUUGGCGGUCAGGGCAAAAAAUUGCGCAGGGGAUUAUGUGGUUUGGGCUCGGUGCAAUCGUCGGCUGGCCGUUUGCGGGAGCGCUGAUUCUCCCUCUUCUGCUCGAGGAAGCUGCCAUUGCCUUUGUGGCUGGGUCCAUGAAGGCUAUGGUCCGCAGCACUGUGAAAGGCGCAUUGAGGUGUCUGGCGAUCCUGGCCGCGGAAAUCGCCGUCGACUACACUUUCCUUCGCAAAGUCACCAUUGUGCCGUGGAAUAUCGUGGCUUAUAACAUCUUUGGCGGAGAGGGCCGGGGGCCGGAGAUCUUUGGCACGGAGCCGUGGACAUUCUAUGUCAAGAACCUCCUCCUCAAUUUCAACGUCUGGUUCCUUUUCGCGGUGGCUGCGGCACCGUUGCUGCUGCUCCAGACGGUGUUCCGGUUCCGCACGUCCAAUAUGGACACACUCCUGCGCACCGUGACGCUGAUCCUACCUUUUUACAUGUGGAUGGCAAUCUUCACUGCGCAGCCCCACAAGGAGGAGCGGUUCAUGUAUCCGGCCUAUCCUUUCCUGGCCCUGAACGCGGCCAUCGCGUUUGACAUGGUGCUUUCGUACAUCGGGUCUCAGAACCCGAAGGAACUCAUCGGGCGCGUCCCCGUGUCGCUCAAGCUAACAGCGGUGAUGUCGAUUGUGCUGUUGGCCGUCAACGGCGGCUUUUUCCGGACUCUGGGCAUGGUCACCGCAUACAAUGCGCCACUGAAGGUCUUCGAGCCGUUGGAGCAGCCCGGGGUUGUGCAGGCAGGCGAUACCCUCUGUCUCGGCAAGGAGUGGUACCGGUUCCCAUCGUCAUUCUUCCUCCCUCAUGGGAUGCGGGCUAAAUUCAUCCGGAGCGAGUUCCGGGGGUUGCUACCGGGAGAAUUCCGCGAGGCCGUCGACUACCCUGCUCUGAUCGAUGGAACGUCUCGAAUUCCCACAGGCAUGAACGAUCGCAAUGAGGAGGAUCCUGAGAAAUACGUGGACAUCUCACAAUGCACAUUCCUCGUCGACUCCUCCUUCCCGGGGAACCCACCGACUGCACUGGAGCCGGACUACAUCCAUGACGAAACUCAAUGGGAGCAGGUCUCCUGCCGGGCAUUCCUGGAUGCAUCUCGGACGGGACUCCUGGGACGUCUGGUCUGGAUCCCGGAUCUGCCCAUAAUCCCAGACCGGUUCCGGCGCCAAUGGGGCGAGUACUGUCUUCUCCAACGACGCGAUGACCCCGCAAUCCUGCCAGCAGAAACCAUGCACCUACAAACCCUGGAUAUCAAACAUGCAACGGCCAUCGGCCUCGUCGUCUUCACCUUCAUCUACCUCCUCAGACUCUUCACCCAGAGAUUGAAAGUCAGCAGGGAUUCCCUCAAUCCCGAGAAUAAGACAGCCGUAACUAAGUUCUCCAAACCGAGUCGCAAACCGGGAGAAUGGAUCCCCUCGACUUUCCAACGUCCCCCAGCAUGCCCCUACCCAAACUGGGACAUCCACACCACAAAACCCAUUCCCUACCGGCCAUUCAAAUACGGACCGAAAUACUUCAUCACGAUGGGCCUGCGCAGCAUGAAAUGGGAUGAGUGGAUUGAACUCGACAACCAAUACGAUCGAUACCACGCAGACAAGGCGCGGCGGAUCGAACAGCGCGGAGAGAAAUGCUGUCGGACAGCGCCGGAGGCAUACGAGGGAGCGUGUGAGCUUCUAGAAGAGCUGAGAAACUACCUCCCCCAACGCUACCCGACCAUAUUUCGCCGCACACCAACCGGCCUCCGCAACACGCACACGCACGAGACAUUCAACACAACGCAGCGCCCCCUCCCCGAAGACCCCAUGACAACCAGCGCCCGCCUCGUCCAAGACGACCUCGCCCUAAUGAUCGAGCGCCCAGACGGCGAAUACUACCUCCUCGCCGGGGCAAUCCUCCUCGCGGGCUUCUGGCGCCUCAGCGACAAAUUCGGCAUGCGGCUGUCCGAAAUACACACCUCGGGCUCCGUGCCAGGGUAUCGCGAGAAGCUCGAGAAAGGAAUGAGCAAUUUCUUCCGCCGGCUCAAGCCCGAAGAGCCUGUUUUGCGGAAUAACUACUUCAUGCAGGUUGACGACGGGCUCGCAUGGUCGAAGAGUAUCGGGGAUGAAGAUGGUGCAGAUGUGUCGUGGAACACGGCGGAGCGGGAUCGCUGUGUCGAGCAGCACUUUUUUAGGUCCGAGAGGCAGAGUUUGAGGAGACUGCCGCGGUCGGGGGCGAUUGUGUUUACUAUUCGGACGUAUUUUGAGCCGGUGACUGCUAUUGUGAGGGAGCCGUAUGUGCCUGGGCGGUUGGCGGCUGCUGUGAGGAGUUGGGGGGAUGAUGUUGCGAGGUAUAAGGGGAGGGAGAAGUAUGGGGCGGUGUUGUUGGAGUAUUUGGAUCGGAUGCAUGAGGAGCAGGUUAGGGGGGGGUUGCUGGUGGGGGGGGAGGAGGAGGGGAGGUAUCCUUUUUGA
Molecule: messenger RNA, 3024 nt
Organism: Aspergillus candidus
Lineage: Eukaryota; Fungi; Ascomycota; Eurotiomycetes; Eurotiales; Aspergillaceae
Product: dolichyl-P-Man:Man(6)GlcNAc(2)-PP-dolichol alpha-1,2-mannosyltransferase
Exons: 9
Coding region: 1-3024 (1007 amino acids)
Biological process (GO): protein N-linked glycosylation
Cellular component (GO): endoplasmic reticulum membrane
Molecular function (GO): alpha-1,2-mannosyltransferase activity
Source: RefSeq, a predicted model, not a curated record